Messenger RNA from Cuculus canorus (common cuckoo), 2674 nucleotides. Its product is annotated as protein zyg-11 homolog B. Bases 145 to 2352 code for a protein of 735 amino acids. The record is from RefSeq and is a predicted model, not a curated record. Lineage: Eukaryota; Metazoa; Chordata; Aves; Cuculiformes; Cuculidae. Gene Ontology annotation, cellular component: Cul2-RING ubiquitin ligase complex. The transcript has 15 exons.
CGGGCUGGGCGGCCGAGGCGCAUUCACUUCCAGGUCAAGGGGGUAAAAAACAGGGAGGAGGGAACGAGGAUUAAAAAAAAAAAAAAACAACCUAAACCCUGGAGCCGAGUUCCGGGCCUCGGCUCCCUCGGCAGCGGCGCCGCGAUGGAGGAAGCUUCUCCUUAUUCUUUACUUGACAUCUGUUUGAAUUUCCUGACUGCGAACUUAGAGAAGUUUUGCACAGAAAGGCAAGAUGGAACACUAUGCUUGCAGGAACCAGGAAUGUUUCCUCAAGAAGUGGCUGAUCGAUUGCUGCAGACAAUGGCAUUUCAUGGGCUUCUGAAUGAUGGAACUGUGGGCAUCUUCCGAGGCAACCAGAUGCGUUUGAAACGAGCUUGUAUCCGGAAAGCGAAAAUCUCUGCUGUGGCUUUUCGGAAAGCAUUCUGCCAUCACAAGCUGGUAGAACUUGAUGCUACUGGGGUGAAUGCAGAUAUAACAAUCACAGACAUUAUAAGUGGACUUGGCAGCAAUAAAUGGAUCCAGCAAAAUCUGCAAUGCAUUGUGCUGAACUCACUAACUCUUUCUUUGGAAGACCCAUAUGAGAGGUGCUUCAGUCAGCUUUCUGGGCUUCGUGCAUUGAGUAUUACCAAUGUUCUGUUCUACAAUGAGGACUUGGCAGAUGUUGCUUCACUUCCUAGAUUAGAAAGUCUGGAUAUAUCGAACACCACUGUCACUGACAUAACUGCACUCCUCACCUGCAAAGACCGACUCAAGUCUUUGACCAUGCACCACCUGAAAUGCUUGAAAAUGACCACAACCCAGAUUUUGGAUGUUAUAAGAGAACUGAAAUACCUGAAUCACCUUGAUAUUUCAGAUGACAAACAGUUCACGUCAGACAUAGCACUUCGUUUACUGGAACAGAAAGAUAUCUUGCCUAACCUUGUGUCUUUGGACAUUUCUGGAAGAAAACAUGUUACGGAUAAAGCUGUAGAAGCGUUUAUUCAGCAACGACCCACAAUGCAGUUUGUAGGACUGCUAGCUACUGAUGCCGGCUACUCAGAAUUCCUGACAGGAGACGGAAACCUAAAGGUGUCAGGAGAAGCAAAUGAAACUCAGAUUUCUGAAGCACUGAAGCGUUACAGUGAACGGGCCUUCUUUGUGCGAGAAGCACUCUUUCAUUUAUUCAGCCUCACACAUGUAAUGGAAAAAACAAAGCCAGAAAUUUUAAAGCUUGUGGUUAUUGGAAUGAGAAAUCACCCCUUGAACUUGCCUGUGCAGCUGGCAGCAAGUGCGUGUGUCUUCAAUCUAACGAAGCAAGAUUUAGCAGUAGGCAUGCCUGUGCGACUUCUGGCUGAUGUCACUCACUUGCUCCUGAAGGCCAUGGAACACUUCCCAAAUCAUCAACAGCUGCAAAAGAAUUGUCUUCUUUCACUGUGCAGUGACAGAAUCCUUCAGGAUGUUCCAUUUAACAGAUUUGAAGCAGCCAAACUUGUUAUGCAGUGGCUGUGUAAUCAUGAAGAUCAAAACAUGCAAAGGAUGGCUGUAGCCAUAAUUUCCAUUCUUGCUGCAAAGCUUUCAACAGAGCAAACAGCUCAACUUGGUGCAGAGCUCUUCAUUGUUAGGCAACUUCUACAAAUAGUUAAACAGAAAACAAAUCAGAAUCUUGUAGAUACCACCCUCAAGUUCACAUUGAGUGCACUUUGGAACCUCACUGAUGAAUCUCCAACGACGUGUCGGCACUUCAUUGAAAAUCAAGGAUUGGAGCUUUUCAUGAGAGUCUUGGAGUCUUUUCCAUCUGAAUCAUCCAUCCAACAGAAAGUUCUUGGACUUCUGAAUAACAUAGCUGAAGUUAAAGAACUUCAUUCUGAAUUAAUGUGGAAGGACUUUAUAGACCACAUCAGUAAAUUGUUGCACAGUGUGGAGGUGGAAGUUAGCUACUUUGCAGCAGGGAUUAUUGCUCAUUUGAUAUCUCGAGGAGAGCAGGCCUGGACAUUAAGUCGCAGCCAGAGGACUUCUCUUCUUGAACAGCUGCAUUCUGCCAUUUUGAAUUGGCCAACCCCAGAAUGUGAGAUGGUGGCUUACAGGUCUUUCAAUCCGUUUUUUCCUCUGCUUGGCUGUUUUAUGACACCUGGUGUCCAGUUAUGGGCAGUGUGGGCCAUGCAGCAUGUCUGCAGCAAAAAUCCUGCCAGAUACUGCAGCAUGUUAAUUGAAGAAGGUGGUUUACAGCACUUAUACAACAUCAAGGAGAACGUCCAGACUGAUCCACAUGUCCAAAGGAUUGCUAUUGCCAUCCUAGAUAGUUUGGAAAAACACAUUAUGCGUCAUGGGAGACCACCACCGUGUAGGAAACAGCAACAAAACAAACCGAACUGAAAGCUGCAGGGAGAGGAGAAAGAUCAUUAGAGCCAAAUACUGACUUGUCUUCAUCAUGAAGAGGAUUGCAUGUCUUGACAGGAGGCCCAGGGUAUUUGGUCACCUUAUUUAUAAGAAACUAAUGACUGCUCCAUUGUUUUCUGUAAAUAUUCUCUCAGUAUUGUGCAGUGAAUUGUAUUUACAAAUCAUCACAGUGAAAAAUAUCACCCAGUGUUCUAUGUAAGCCCUGUGUCAGUUGCAUUGUUCUGUGGAGUGUGGAAUUUUACAUCAAAGAUGCUAAUUGUAACAGCUUAUUUCCCUCUUGGUUACCUAUGGGUUUCAA